UCUGGAACUUCCGUUCGCUUUUGCCCUCCCCUCGCUGCUUCUCAGAGCCUGGGUUUGGAUUGCGCGUCCCUGAAGCUGCCAGAGUGCCCUAUGCAUUUUGAAGAGCAACAAAAGAUGAAUAAUUCUCUGGAAUUGGUGUCAUUUGAGGAUGUGGCUGUGGACUUCACCUGGGAGGAGUGGCAGGACUUGAAUGAUGCUCAGAGGACUUUGUACAAGGAUGUGAUGCUGGAGACCUACAGCAGCCUGGUGUCUUUGGGGUACUGCAUUAGUGAACCUGAAGUGAUCCUCAGGUUGGAGAAAGGAGCAGAGCCACGGUUGAUAGAAGAACACCCAAACCAGAGCCUCCCAGAUUUCCAGGUAGUUAAUGACCUAAUUAAAAGCAGCCAAGAAAGUCAUGGUAGAUACUUGUGGCAAGGUGUAAUCCUCAAUGGGAACCGAUCAACUGAGGAGAGAGUUGAUUUAGGAAAAUCAUUUAAUUUGAAUUCAAAGCAUAUUUUAAAUCUGGUUAUAUGUAAUAGAAAUUAUUCAGGAGUGGGCCAUGAGGAGUUUAAUGUAUGUCAGAGUACACUUCUUACAGAGACUGAUGCCAUGCGUGCUGGAGAGAAAUCUGAUAAGCAUAAUAUAAUUGGGAAGUCACAGAGACAUGAUGAGAAUCUAAGUCAGCAUUCCAGGUUUCAGACUGGGCAACAUUUUCAAUUUAGUGGAAAAGGGAAAUUCUCCAACACAGUGCCAAUGAUACGUACAUAUGAGAAUAUGCAUAUGGGCGGGACCACCUGUAAAUAUAAUGAAUAUGGAAAAGCCUGUGAUAAGCCAGCUGCCAUUGCCCAAGAGAUAACUCAGGUAGGAAAGAAUAUUUUUCAAUGUGAUAUAUGUGGGAAAAUGUUCUAUAAAGAGAUUAAACUUUCUCAACAUCAGAUUACACACACAGGAGAGAAACAUGAUAAAUAUGGCAAAGGUCAGAAAUCUUUUAUUACGACAUCACAUGCUACUUCAUAUCAAAGAACAUCUACAGGGAAGAAGCUUUAUCCUUGUAAUGAACAGGAGGAAUUUUUCUAUCAGCAGUCAGACCUUACUGUGCAUCGCAGAAUUCACACAGAGGAAAUGUCCUAUGGAUUUAUUAAGUGUGGCAAUGACUUUGAUGAAAAUUCAUUUCUCAGCUGUCAUCAGAGAAUUCACACAAGUGAAAAAUCAUAUGAAUGUAAUGAAUGUAGAAAAUUUUUCUACCAUAAUUCUGCCCUUACUGUGUUUCAGAGAAUUCACAUAAGUGAGAAUCCAUAUGAGCCUGAAGAAAGUCAAAUUUUCUACAGUAAGUCAAAACUCAAAAAACAUGAGAGAAUUCACAUUGCUGAGAAACCGUUUGAUUGUAACAGAUGUGGAAAAACCUUCUACCAGAAUUCAGACUUCAGCAAGCAUGAAAGAAUUUAUAAGGAAUGUGGAAAAUGUAACCAAAAGUCAAAUCUGAAGACAACUCAGAGAAUUCACACAGGGGAGUCUUCAAAUGAAUGUAAAGAAUGUAGGGAAGCUUUUAGCCAAAAGUCAGCUCUCCAAAGGCAUGAGAGAAUUCACAAAGACCAGAUACCAUAUGAAUGUAAGGAAUGUGGAAAAGCUUAUAACAAAAAGUCAGCCUUCAGCAUGCAUGAAAGAACUCACCCAGCUGAGAAGCCCUACAAAUGUAAUGGAUGUCAAAAAACCUUUAACAAGUCAUACUUCAAGAUGCAUUGGAGUACUCAAAUGGGAAAAAAACAUUAUAAAUGUAAAAAUGGUGGAAAAGUUUUAAACCAAAAGUCACAUCUCAGCAGGCAUGAGAGAACUCACACAGGUGAGAAAACAUAUGAAUGUAAAGAAUGUGGAAAAGCUUUUAACCAAAAGUCCACCCUCACCGUGCAUCAGAGAAUUCACACACAUGAGAAACCGUAUGAAUGUAAAGAAUGUGGAAAAGCUUUUAACCGAAAGUCACAGCUCAGCAUGCAUCAGAGAAUUCACACAGGUGAGAAACCAUAUGAAUGUAAAGAAUGUGGAAAAGCUUUUAGCCAAAAGACAUCCUUCUGGUUUCAUCGGAGAGUUCACACAGGUGAGAAACCAUAUGAAUAUAAAGAAUGUGGAAAAGCUUUUAACCAAAAGUCGAUCCUCAGUAGGCAUCAGAUAAUUCACACAGGUGAGAAACCAUAUGAAUGUAAAGAAUGUGGAAAAGCUUUUAACCGAAAGUUCACCCUCAGCAUGCAUCAGAUAAUUCACACAGGUGAGAAACCAUAUGAAUGUAAAGAAUGUGGAAAAGCUUUUAACCAAAAGUCACACCUCAGCAUGCAUCAGAGAGUUCACACAGGUGAGAAACCAUAUGAAUGUAAAGAAUGUGGGAAAGCUUUAAAGCGAAAGUCAAACCUCAGCAUGCAUCAGAGAAUUCACACAGGUGAGAAGCCAUAUGAAUGUAAAGAAUGUGGAAAAGCUUUUAUCCAAAAGACAUCCUUCUGGUUUCAUCAGAGAGUUCACAUAGGUGAGAAACCAUAUGAAUAUAAAGAAUGUGGAAAAGCUUUUAACCAAAAGUCAAGCCUCAUCAUGCAUCAGGGAACUCACACAGGUGAGAAACCAUAUGAAUGUAAAGAAUGUGGAAAAGCUUUUAACCGAAAGUCGACACUCAGUAGGCAUCAGAGAAUUCACACAGGUGAGAAACCAUAUGAAUGUAAAGAAUGUAGAAAAGCUUUUAGCCAAAAGUCAAACCUCAUCAUGCAUCAGAGAGUUCACACAGGUGAGAAACCAUAUGAAUGUAAAGAAUGUGGGAAAGCUUUUAACCGAAAGUCAAACCUCAGCAUGCAUCAGAGAAUUCACACAGGUGAGAAGCCAUAUGAAUGUAGAGAAUGUGGAAAAGCUUUUAUCCAAAAGUCAAACCUCAUCAUGCAUCAGAGAACUCACACAGGUGAGAAACCACAUGAAUGUAAACAAUGUGGAAAAGCUGUUAAACAACAGGUAUCAUUCAACUUGCAUCAGAGAGUUCACAAGGGUGAGAAACCAUAUGAAUGUAAAGAAUGUGGAAAAGCUUUUAUGUGAAAGUCUAACCUCAGCAUACAUCAGAGAAUUCACACAGGAGACAAACCAUAUGAAUGUAAGCAGUGUGGAAAAAGUUUUAAGCAACAGGCAUCAGAAUUCACACAGUGAGACACCAUUUGAAUGUAAGGAAUAUUGAAAAGCUUUAAACCAAAUGUCAACCUUCAGCAUGCAUUAGAGAAUGCACCUAGGUGAGAAACCCUAUGAAUGUAAUUGAUGUCCAAGAAUGUGUAACUACAAGUCAUACUUCAGGAUAUAUCGGUGUACUCACAAACACAAAAAAUAUUAUGAAUGUAAAGAAUUUGGAAAUGCUUUUAACCAAAAGUCAAUCCUCAGGUGGCAUCAGAAAAUUCAAACUGGUGAGAAGGCCUAGAAAUGUCAUAAAUGUGGAAAAACCUUUAAAAAGAAGUCAUCCAUCUUGGUGCAUCAGAGUACUCACACAGUAAAACUAAAAACCUUUGAAUGUAAAAAACAUGGAAAAAUCCUUUAACUGAAAAAGUCCAACCGUCAGCCUGCAGCAGAGAAUUCAUACAGGUGAGAAGCCCUAUGAAUGGACUGAAUGUGGAAAACUUAAAAAGUCACACUUUAGAAGACAUCAGGAUAUGCACACAGGAAAAAAAUCCUUAUGAAUGGAACAAAUAUGAUGUCUUUUAUUGGAACUCCCUUAAUUGACAUAAAAGAAUUCACACAGGGGAAAAUCACAGUGGAUGUAAUUUGUAUGGGAAAAUAUUGUGCCAGAAGUCACACCCCAAGAUAUAUCAGAUAACCUACAUUAAGGAGACCUGUAAAAAUGUACUUGUUUUCAGGUAUUGGGGAAUGUUUUGAGGAUUCCCUAUUGAUAUAAAAAUUUGCUGAUGCUAGAGUCCCUUCUUCAAAUGGUGCAGUGUUUGUGUCUUAUCAAUUCAUGUCCUGCCAUGUACAUUACUUAAGAUGUUGGGGAAAAUGUGAGUACUCUGUAAAUAGUUGUUAUAGUGUGUUGUUUUUUUUUGUAGAAUUGUUUCCUUUAUUUCAUAAUUGUAUUUUUAAAGAUAUUUGAUAAGUAGUAGGUUGACUAACGCGAUGUGUAAUACUCAUGGAAGGAGGACUGUAAUGAGUGUGACAACAUCUUUUCUCCAAAGUCUCAAGGCUGGCUAUUGUUAGAGCACUGUUGCUUAUAGCAUUGUGCUCAUGACACAGUCAUGCCCCAUCAUUACAAUCAUCCCCAUAGCAGCCACUCACGAAAAAAUAAAUAAAAAUAGAAAAUGAGUCACAUCAUGCAGGAAUUAGAGAAUUUUCACAGUGGAGAAAUUCGGCAUGGAUUAGACUGGCUAUGUGUUUUCUAAAUACAACCACCCUUUUCUCUUGUAUACAUAGCCUGCAAUUUGAGCCUUCUGUGAUUGGGUGGAUGACCAUGUAAUUUGGCUCUGUUCAGUGGAACAUAGAUAUAAGUGAUGAACAUUACUUCCAGGCCAGGCAAUAAAAAAAAAAAUGCCAUGCAGAUUUUCCUGAUUUCUCAUGUUCCCUGUGACUGAAUGAAGAUGACUCCUGGGUGGAGCUGGGGUCCACAGAUGGGAAAAAUCCACCCUAACUUAAAAUAGAAGGAAUUGAAGAAUCCAGAGAUAUUCCCACCUCUAUCCCCAAACCUCCAUUUAUACGUUAUAUAAGAAAUUCUCUUUGUUGAGCCAUUCUGUGUGUGCUUUGUUUGUACAAAACAACCAUCCCACUGCAGCUAAUUGAUUUUACAAACUUUCUGAGCCAUUACCAGUCCUUGUAUAUGGGAAGAGAAUCCUGUGUUGUCACCUUUUAUAACCAAAUCAGUAUAUGGAAAAAUCAAAUUAUGGGGGGAAUCAAUGCAAUAAAUAUGGGACAUCGUAUCAGGCAGGGAUACCUCAUUGAAUAGUUAAAGUUAA
Molecule: messenger RNA, 4928 nt
Organism: Cynocephalus volans (Philippine flying lemur)
Lineage: Eukaryota; Metazoa; Chordata; Mammalia; Dermoptera; Cynocephalidae
Product: zinc finger protein 420-like
Exons: 5
Coding region: 91-3042 (983 amino acids)
Biological process (GO): regulation of transcription by RNA polymerase II
Cellular component (GO): nucleoplasm
Molecular function (GO): DNA-binding transcription repressor activity, RNA polymerase II-specific; RNA polymerase II cis-regulatory region sequence-specific DNA binding
Source: RefSeq, a predicted model, not a curated record